Messenger RNA from Lucilia cuprina (Australian sheep blowfly), 2464 nucleotides. It is a transcript of the gene slif, whose product is annotated as cationic amino acid transporter 2. Gene Ontology annotation, biological process: transmembrane transport; amino acid transport. Gene Ontology annotation, molecular function: amino acid transmembrane transporter activity. NCBI's taxonomy places the organism in Eukaryota, Metazoa, Arthropoda, Insecta, Diptera, Calliphoridae. The transcript is spliced from 5 exons. The coding region runs from base 309 to 2093 and encodes 594 amino acids. The record is from RefSeq and is a predicted model, not a curated record. Gene Ontology annotation, cellular component: plasma membrane.
CUUUUGAAAGUUAUGUACCUUCUUUUGAUAUAAAAAAUUUUAAUUCCACUUUUUGUUUUGUUCUAAUUCUUAACUAUAAUUUUUUUAAUUUUUUGUGUAAAUAUUAGACAAUUUAUGAAAAAUUUUUAAGUGUUAAUAAGGAGGCAAAUAAAUCCUAAGACUAAAAUAUUUAAGGCAAAGCAAAAGUUAAAAAAAAAAAUGUUAAAUUAAUUAUUAAAAGUGUGUAAAUAGAAGACAGAAUAAAACUGCAAAGGCAAUUAACGUUUGUAAAUAAAAUUAACUUAAGUGAAAACUAAUUACACAGAGAAAUGGCCAAUUUAUGGAAUGCUUUAACUCGGCGGAAAACCGAUGAUGUCAUUGAGAAUGAAUCGAAAUUAGCUCGCGUUUUAAAUCUCUUCGAUUUAACCGCCCUUGGUGUGGGCAGUACUUUAGGUUUAGGUGUAUAUGUGCUGGCCGGUUCAGUGGCAUAUAAUAUAGCAGGUCCUGCUGUUACCUUAUCUUUCCUGAUAGCAGCUAUUGCCUCCGCAUUUGCUGGUAUUUGUUAUGCCGAAUUUGCUGCUCGUGUACCCAAGGCCGGCAGUGCUUAUGUGUACAGUUAUGUAACAGUGGGUGAAUUUGUGGCCUUUACUAUCGGUUGGAAUUUAGUAUUGGAAUAUGUAAUAGGUACUGCUUCUGUGGCCAGAGGUUUAAGUGGUUAUAUCGAUUCUUUAAUCGAUAAGAAUAUGUCGAAAGCUUUAACCGAAGCCUUACCCAUAGAUGUUGAUUUCUUAGGUGAUUAUCCGGACUUUUUGGCUUUUGGCAUGGUAUUGCUGUUGACAGCCUUACUGGCGUUUGGUGUUAAGGAAUCAACUUUUCUCAAUAACAUAUUUACCAGUGUCAAUAUAAUGACCAUACUUAUAGUCAUUGUAGCCGGUAGUAUUAAUGCCGAUCCCGCCAAUUGGACUAUACCUCAAGAUAAAGUACCAGCCGGUUUUGGUACAGGUGGUUUUAUGCCUUAUGGCUUUGCGGGUGUUAUGGGUGGAGCUGCUAAAUGUUUUUAUGGUUUUGUGGGUUUCGAUUGUGUAGCCACUACGGGCGAAGAGGCCAUUAACCCCAAACGCAAUAUUCCUUUGGCCAUUGUUAUCUCAUUGAUCAUUAUCUUCUUAUCUUACUUUGGUGUUUCCACUGUUUUAACUAUGAUUAUUCCUUACUACGAACAAGAUCGUGAUGCUCCUUUUCCGGCUGCUUUUGAUGCUAUUGGCUGGAAUACCGUUAAAUGGAUUGUAACUAUUGGUGCUAUUUUCGCUUUAUGUACCAGUUUAUUGGGUACCAUUUUUCCAUUGCCACGUAUUCUCUAUGCCAUGGGUAAUGAUGGUAUUCUUUUCAAGAAAUUAUCUUCCGUUAAUGAACGUACUUUAACACCUUUAUUCGCUACCAUUUUAUCGGGUUUAUUUGCAGCUGUAAUGGCGUUAAUAUUUGAUUUGGAACAAUUAAUCGAUAUGAUGUCUAUUGGUACUCUCUUGGCCUAUAGUAUUGUUGCCAUAUGUGUCUUAGUUUUACGCUAUCAAGAUGAGGAUAUGGAAAAAGAGAUUUCCGUUUCCUUGCCCAUGGUCUUUAAGCAAUUGUUCAAUGGUAAUACCUAUCGUGUGCCGAAUAUCUUGAGUUCAUCGGUAACAAAAAUUGGUGUGGUACUCUUUGGUCUGAUCUGUGUUUUAUGGUGUAGUUUGGAUAAGGUAUACGUAUUUGGUUCUACCAAUAGUAAUAUAGCCUUGAGUAUAGUGGGAGCAGUCCUGGUGAUUAUUGUUAUUAUCAUAGGCUGUCAACCGGUUUCUACUAUAGAAUUGACCUUUAAGGUGCCGCUGGUACCUUUGAUACCAUGUUUGAGUGUAUUUGCUAAUCUAUAUUUGAUGUUCCAAUUGGAUUUGCAUACCUGGAUAAGAUUUUUAAUAUGGGUAGCUAUUGGUUAUUUGAUUUAUUUUGCCUAUGGCAUUAGACAUUCCACACAGAUAACAAGAAAUCGUAAUCAUGCCGAUGCUGCCAUGAGAAUGCAGAGAACAAAUGAGGCCUAUGAGCCCGACUGGAAAGUGGAGAAUGGUAAAUCUGAAAAAAAUUAAAUAAGAUAUAGAAAAAGCUAUUAGGAGAGUGAAAAAGUUAAUUUCAUAAUUGGUCCUAAUCACUCUAUUAUAUUUCUCAUAUUAGUUUGUAUAUAUCUUUAUUAUAGUUUAGUUAGUUUAUCCUUUUUUUAAAUUUAGUUUAAGUUUUAUAAUUAUUAACUUUAUUUUUGUUAUUUUUUAUAUAAUGAGUAUUAAAUGCAACUUUUUCUCCCUUUUAAAUGACAUUUCCUGUUUCCUUCAACUGUCAUAAGAGAUUAAACAAUUUAUCUAUAUAUGUAUAUUUUUUUAAACUGUCAUUAAUUGUUAAACAUUUAAAAAUAAUAUUAUUUUUAUUAAUGCUGGCCAUAUUUGAAAAAAAAAACUCUGACAGU